AUGGGCCGCACUGCUCGACAGAACAAGCGAAUGAAGAAGGCCCAGGCUGCCCAAUCUCAGAUGAUGAUGAAUCCUAUGAUGAAUCCUAUGAUGGCCAUGAACCCUUUCAUGAACCCAAUGAUGGCUGCUGCCAUGGGUGCCCCCAUGGGCUCCAAUGUGGAGUCCAGUUCAGAGUCAGAUGAUGACAGGGAGCGUGAGCACCAUGGCCGCCGUGAUUCAUCAUCAGCAGCUGCCAAAGCUUCGCAACCGGUGCCUGCUCAGUCAACCCAGCAGGCGCAGAUGGUGGCUACUACUGAGGAGCUAGCGUCUGAGCAGUCUGCUCUGGGCGAUGUCUUCAGCCAGGCAGUCAAUCGAGCUAUGCGUGGAUUGGACCAGCACAGGGCUGACCUUUACAAUGGCGACAGAGAAAACAUGAACAUCACCAGGAGGACUGCUGUGAUCAGGGGCUUGCCCAAGGUGCGUCUCGCUGACGCUGUAGAGGCAGUGGAUGGGCAGUUGGACCCUACAGCUACAAGCGACUUGACUCAGGAGUCGCUUUCCAAAUUACUUUGGAUCCUGACACGUCAGAAGCCAUGCACAUCAAUAGCGAGACUGAAAGUCCGCAACUACGCAGACUUCAACACACGUCUUCGACGAGUCCAUGAGCGAAUCAGCGGAAACAACCCCAGAAUGCAACAGGUGGUUGCUCUUAUUCGUCAAGAACCUGUAUUGCAGAAUGAGUGGGUAUCUGCGUUGGCUGCUGAAGAAGGAUUCGAUGAUGAAUGGAUGUCUUUGGAUCAUCCUGCUGUUCCCAAACGUAGUGGCAAAGCUGCUUCGAGGGUGCACCCUGAAAACCAGCAGACUUUGCCCAAGAUGAUGGCUACUGCAGUGGUAUCCAAAGCAGCUGCUGCCACAUCAGCGCCUGUGGUGGUGCCUGCAGAUGCCAGUCGUUCAACAUUAGCAGUGCCUGUGGUCAUGGGACUGCCUCCUGUUCCCAAAGCCAAGGCAAGCCCUGUCCGUGUUCCUGGUGCACAUGCUCCUGCCAAAGCAGCUCCAGUUGCAAGCAAAGCAGCAGGUCCUGUGCAUGUUCCUGAAGUUCCAGCUGCAACUGAAGCUGCUACCCGCCCUGUUGUCCUUGCUGCUUCUCUACCUGCUGUGCCGCCGCCGCCUGUGACAAGCCCUGCCGCUGCAGUCGCAGAGGAUGUCGUGAUGGCAGAGUUCGAGGCUGAUAUUGAGGCUGAGCUGGAGGCCCAGAGUUCUGUUGGUCAGCAAGAACAUGAAGCAAGUGCUGACAUUCAGGAAGGACCUGGGCCUGAACCUGAAGCUGAUCAAGAGGUAGUUCCUCCUGAAUCAGCUGCGACUGCAGUGGAUGUUCCUGGUGAUGGCGCCUUGCAGCAACAGUCCGACUUGAGUGAUACGAAGUGUUGCAUCUGCCAGCAGCCUUUGCGUGGUGGUGGGCUUCCUGCUCAAGUGCUGGAGGCAACUGAAUGUGGUCAUGUGCAUCACAAGGUCUGCUUGGAGAACUGGUGGAACUUUCAGAACUGCCGUGGACUUUGCCCAUACAAGUGCCAACGCAGUACUUCCAUCCAGUUCCAGGGAAAUGCUGUUCCUGCAUCAGCUGCUGGAGCAUCGGCCCCGUCGGCUGCUGGACAUGCCAUUGAGGGUGAUGAGGCAUUGGAUGCUGAGUUGGCAGACGCUGGCGCGGCAGAGUCUGAUGGUGUGCAGCCCAUGGUUUUGUAG
Molecule: messenger RNA, 1719 nt
Organism: Durusdinium trenchii
Lineage: Eukaryota; Dinophyceae; Suessiales; Symbiodiniaceae
Source: the annotation of a GenBank genome assembly